Ailuropoda melanoleuca (giant panda) is the source of this 1722-nucleotide messenger RNA. It is a transcript of the gene SLC29A3, whose product is annotated as solute carrier family 29 member 3. Lineage: Eukaryota; Metazoa; Chordata; Mammalia; Carnivora; Ursidae. Bases 16 to 1497 code for a protein of 493 amino acids. Gene Ontology annotation, biological process: nucleoside transmembrane transport. The transcript has 6 exons. Gene Ontology annotation, molecular function: nucleoside transmembrane transporter activity. The record is from RefSeq and is a predicted model, not a curated record. Gene Ontology annotation, cellular component: Golgi apparatus; plasma membrane.
CGGCGCCCCCUAAACAUGUAUUUACAUGACGAUAUCGCAGGUCCCCACUGCAGGCCCCACACAGCAGUUGUGGCCAUGGCCUCCGAGGAUGACUUUCAUCACAGUUCGAACUCCACCUACAGAACCGCAAGCAGCUCUGUCCACGCUGACCAGGAAGCACUGCUUGAGAAGCUGUUCGACCGCCCCCCGCCCAGCCUGCAGAGGCCCAAGGACCGCUUCCAUGGGGCCUACAUCAUCUUCUUCAGCCUGGGCAUUGGCGGCCUACUGCCAUGGAACUUCUUUAUCACUGCCAAGGAGUACUGGGUGUUCAAGUUCCGCAACUGCUCCAACCCAGCCGCGGGGGAGGACUCCGUGGGCUCGGACAUCCUGAACUACUUCGAGAGCUACCUGACCGUCGCCUCCACAGUCUCGUCCGUGCUGUGCCUCAUGGCAAACUUCCUCCUCGUCAACAGGGUUCCGAUUCGUGUCCGUGUGCUGGCCUCGCUGACUGUCAUGCUGACCAUCUUCUUGGUGAUGACCGUGCUGGUGAAGGUGGACACCUCCUCCUGGACCUAUGGCUUCUUUGCUGUCACCAUUGUCUGCAUGGCAGUCCUCAGCGGCACCUCCACCAUCUUCAAUAGCAGCAUCUUUGGCAUGACUGGCUCCUUCCCCAUGAGGAAUUCCCAGGCACUAAUAUCAGGAGGAGCCAUGGGGGGCACCAUCAGUGCCGUGGCCCUGCUGGUGGACCUGGCGGCAUCCAGCGACGUGACGGACAGCGCCCUGGCCUUCUUCCUGACGGCAGACGUCUUCCUCGGGCUCUGCGUCGGGCUCUACCUGCUGCUGCCGCGGCUCGAGUAUGCCAGGUUCUACCUGAGGCCUGCUUGGCCAGCCCACGUGUUUUCUGGGGAAGUGCAGCCCCCCCAGGACCCCCCCAGCGCCCCUUCGGCAGCCCCUGGAUCCCACGACUCCUGCAUACCUCCGCUCCGCCCCAUCCUCAAGAGGACAGCUGGCCUGGGCUUCUGUGUCGUUUUCCUCUUCUUCAUCACCAGCCUCAUCUUCCCCGCCGUCUCCACCAACAUCGAGUCCCUCGACAAGGGCUCGGGCUCGCCGUGGACCACCAAGUUCUUCGUCCCCCUCACCACCUUCCUCCUGUUUAACUUCGCCGACCUGUGUGGCCGGCAGGUCACAGCCUGGAUUCAGGUGCCGGGGCCCAGGAGCAAGGUCCUCCCCGGGCUGGUGCUCCUCCGGACCUGUCUCCUCCCCCUCUUCAUGUUCUGCAACUAUCAGCCCCGCGUCCGCCUGCACACGGUGGUCUUCCAGUCCGACCUCUACCCGGUGCUCUUUACCUCCGUGCUGGGGCUCAGCAACGGCUACCUCAGCACCCUGGCUCUCAUGUACGGGCCGAAGAUCGUGCCCCGCGAGCUGGCCGAGGCCACGGGCGUGGUGAUGUCCUUCUACCUGUGCUUGGGCUUGGUCCUGGGCUCCGCCUGCUCCGCCCUGCUCGUGCACCUCAUCUAGAAGGGGCCGACGGCAAGAACCUCGGGGCUGCGACAGACACCCGGGAGCCGCGGUGCGGUGGGGAGCGAGUGCCGGGAGGGCUCGGGCAGCGUGCAGGAGAGAGAGCAGCUGGGCCCGGUGCGGACCGAGCGCACCCAGGCCUCCCCUCUCCCCCAGGGAGCCGGCAGCCAUGCCAGGCACACAUUCCAGACACUUUAAAGAGCUCUUCUGAGACCUCUGAAGGAG